This is a messenger RNA of Paramuricea clavata, 348 nucleotides long. Lineage: Eukaryota; Metazoa; Cnidaria; Anthozoa; Malacalcyonacea; Plexauridae. The record is from the annotation of a GenBank genome assembly.
AUGACUGACCAAACAAACACGGAACAAUCUGUUGAUUUGACCACAGAUAAUACGACUGAUUUAAAAAAGUCGAUGGCUUCAAUGAUGUCUGAAAUGAUGUCGGUCAUGAAAGACGAUAUGCUCAGACAGUUUGAGGAGUACUUUGCCGCUCCUGAGCCUGAGGCCAACACUGGUGAUGUUGAGGCAAAUAGUGAUCAACCCUCACCCGAUGUGUCGGCUGCCAUCGAAAAUUAUCUACAGCCUCCAGACCCUAAUUCGACGUCGAGUGCAUUUGACGAGUUAGCUGCGGAAUUUUCUACCACAGACAAAACGGCACCGGCAAUUGAUGACAAACUGGCUAAUAUUUAA